Micropterus salmoides (largemouth bass) is the source of this 1726-nucleotide messenger RNA. It is a transcript of the gene ppil4, whose product is annotated as peptidylprolyl isomerase (cyclophilin)-like 4. Gene Ontology annotation, biological process: protein peptidyl-prolyl isomerization. The transcript is spliced from 13 exons. NCBI's taxonomy places the organism in Eukaryota, Metazoa, Chordata, Actinopteri, Centrarchiformes, Centrarchidae. The record is from RefSeq and is a predicted model, not a curated record. Bases 38 to 1462 code for a protein of 474 amino acids. Gene Ontology annotation, cellular component: nucleus. Gene Ontology annotation, molecular function: RNA binding; peptidyl-prolyl cis-trans isomerase activity.
UCCCAAACACUCUUGUCGCGAGAUUUGGAACUUCAGCAUGGCGGUUCUCCUUGAAACGACGCUGGGCGAUAUUGUUAUUGAUUUGUUUACAGAAGAACGGCCUAAAACUUGCCUCAACUUUCUGAAAUUAUGCAAGAUAAAGCACUACAACUACUGCCUCAUCCACAAUGUUCAGAGAGACUUCAUUGUGCAGACUGGAGAUCCCACAGGGACAGGGCGUGGUGGAGAAUCUGUCUAUAGCAAACUCUAUGGGGACCAGGCCCGCUUUUUUGAUGCAGAGAAAACGCCACGCAUCAAACACAGGAAAAAGGGGACGGUUUCCAUGGUUAACAAUGGAAGUGAUCAGCACGGUUCUCAGUUCCUUAUUACCACGGGUGAGAACUUGGACUACCUGGAUGGAGUCCAUACUGUCUUUGGGGAAGUGACAGAAGGCAUGGAUGUCUUGACCAAAAUCAAUGAGACCUUUGUGGACAAGGACUUUGUCCCAUUUCAGGAUAUCAGGAUAAACCACACAGUGAUCCUGGAUGACCCUUUUGAUGACCCUCCUGACUUGCCAGUGCCUGAUCGAUCACCUGAACCUACCAAAGAGCAGCUAGAUAGUGGCCGAAUCGGAGCCGAUGAAGCGAUCGACGAUAUGGAUGGGAAAGGAGCUGAGGAGUUGGAGGAGAGGUUGAAGGAGAAAGAAGCCAAGACUCAGGCCAUCCUGCUGGAAAUGGUGGGCGACCUCCCUGACGCAGACAUGAAGCCUCCAGAGAACGUGUUGUUUGUGUGCAAACUGAACCCAGUAACCACAGACGAGGACCUGGAAAUCAUCUUUUCUCGCUUUGGGUCCAUAAAAAGCUGUGAGAUCAUCAGAGACUGGAAAACUGGAGAUUCCCUCUGUUACGCUUUUAUUGAGUUCGACAAGGAAGAGGACUGUGAAAAGGCCUACUUCAAAAUGGACAACGUGCUCAUAGAUGAUCGACGCAUUCACGUAGACUUCAGCCAGUCAGUAGCAAAGAUUAAAUGGAAAGGGAAAGGUGGGAAGUAUACUAAAGAUGACUUCAAAGCCUAUGAGAAGGAUGUGGAGAGUCGAUCCAAACUGGCUCUCAAGGAUCAAGUAAAGCCUAAACAAGAUUCCAAGUAUGACCUGCUAAUAGAGGAGGAAGAGGAGGUGUCGAGCCAUCGCCACUCUGAGAAGAAACACAAAGAGAAGAAGCACCAUCAUUAUUCAGAUGAUGAAGACAGCAGGAAGCCCAAAAAGUACAAGGACAGUGAAGAUAGCCGGCGAGACAGAAAGACGGGACGCCAGCGCUCUCGAUCCCGCUCAAGUUCCCGCUCUAAAGACCGGGACCACAAACACAGCAAGUCCCGGGUCAAACAUGGGAAAGAGGGCCGUGAUAAAAGCCACAGCCACAAGGACAGGAGCCGCAGCCGCUCCUCCAAGAAGUCCAAGGAUAAAGACAGGAGUAGAUACAGAUGAGGGAGAGCAGCGAAUGAAAGAUGGUUCUCCUUACCUUUUAUUGAAUAUAUUUCUGUGACAGGAGAGUGGAGCCACAUGAAUUCACCAUGAAUUACAUGGCAUUUCAAUAUUUACAAGCCUAAACUCCUGGCUUCCUUUAAAAUCACUUGACUUUGGCUUUAGGAAAAAAUUCAACAAUUAUCAGGUCUUUGUCACAUUGUCUUGAAGAACAAAAUAGUUUAAGACUUUUUUUUUUUCUCUAUUAAAAAAUUACCCAAAAUGUCA